Molecule: messenger RNA, 9233 nt
Organism: Bemisia tabaci
Lineage: Eukaryota; Metazoa; Arthropoda; Insecta; Hemiptera; Aleyrodidae
Source: RefSeq, a predicted model, not a curated record
GUGUUUUUUAUUACGCUAGGUUAGAAUAGUCCGGUCUGCGUAGCUUUUCCUUCCCAGUAUUUAUGUGCCGCGAUUAUCAGUCUCCAAAAUCCCCCCGAUUUUUUCUCACCCUCCCCCCGAUCGUUUCGUGCAACCAAGUUCUGAUCCCUACUCAAAUUUGUACCUUCCGAAAAUGAUGUGUUGCUUCAAAGUCUCGAGAGUAUCUUUUCUUUUCGCUUUAAUUUCGCAAGUCGCGGCUCCACGUGAUGUGUUCUCGUUCGAGGGAAAAUUGAAAUAAAUGCGGAAAUUACAACCUGGCUUUUUAAAGUGAAUACGGAGUCGUAUUUAAGUGUGUCUUCUUCCCUUCCAUCGUGGUUUUGGAUGUAUACUACCACCUCCUACCAUCAGAUGAAAGUUGAGGUAAAAUAUUUCGCGCGUUAUUAGCUCCUUUUUUAUUAGAAACUAAUAACUAACGGCAGCUGUUGCUUCAUGAAUAACACGCAGAACUGCAUUGUAAUAUGUCCUCGUACAGAAGCAAUUAUAGUUCUUACAGCUCUUCAUACCUGGGCAGCCGAUUCAACACGGUAACAAGAACCUACACCUCAAGUGGCUCAUCACGUUCAUCUUUUAGUUCAGGUUUCACUCCAACAUCCUCCUCAGUCCUCUCUUUGAGAGACAAAUACAAUUCGUUAAGUCGCAACUCAACCAGUAGCGUCGGCACCUCGAGAACUGAGCGAUCCUCCAGUCAGUAUGACUCCAAGUCAGGAUCAGACUCAUACUCCAGAUCGUACUCCACCUAUAAACCGUACAGCAGCACAUCGACCGAGAGUUCGACAAGAGCCUCGAGCUACACCCCCUAUAAAUCAUACACUGCCGGUAGCUCCGAUUCUUCGUCCAAGUCUACUUACACACCUUGGAGCAAAUCGUACCGAUCGUCCGUACCAGAAAGCACAUAUUCAUACCGUUCACGGUACAGCUCAAAACCGGAUGCGGAGGCAAGCACGGAAAAAUCAUCAACCUAUCGAUCAUCUUACUCAAAACCAGAACCGGAAUCAAAUUCCUACACCAGCUCAAGCCGUGACGUAGAUUCUCGAUCCUCGUAUUCCAGGUUCAAAUCCGACCCCGAACCCACUCCCCGAAAGGAUGAACCUGAAGUGUCUUCCUACUCGAAACCUAGCUCCGAGUACAAGCCCUCAUCCUAUUCCUCUAAAAAUGAGACUGAUACAUCAAGUGCUAAAGACUCACUGAGUGUUUAUAGUAGGUACGGUCAUUAUGGAACAAGGAAAUCUCCUGCGCCCUCAGCAAGCGAAGAAUCAAAGGAUGAGGUAAAAGUAAGUGUUACGACCCGGUAUACUUCACCGACCCCUCCCUCUAAUUCCGCAUAUUUGAGGAACAGGAGGGCGGAAUUAGAGAGUAUUUAUCAGUGUGAAAUAGUCCGGAAAUCUCGCGUCUCAAAAACGGAUUGUCAAACACAAACGGAUGAGAAUGACAUCUACGCAGCCAUGAAGUCCGAGUCGUCUGAGGGGGAGAACAGUGAACCUGCAGAACCACCUUUAGCUGCUAGUCGGUCACCGGUUCACAUCAGUAAAAGUGACGUUGACGUCAAUCAAAAUAUAAAAGAAUCUGAAAGCUUUAAUUAUGUUCGGCCGACCGACAUCACGUCAAAAACAGUGAUCACUGUUGACUCUUCUUUGGACCCUGCUCGAGGUGUGCAUCCCUCCACAGAAGAAUCUCUCUUUGCCCCGUCCACAUUCCAAUACACUUCCAGUUAUCCUAACCUUAAAAACUCGUCGACCGUUUCUUCGCAUCCGAAUUCUCUCAGUGUUUCGACGGCUAUUUUAAAUUUACCUAACAAGUCACCUACAUUUUCAGAAAGUGAUGUUUCUGAAAAGCAAUCUAGUCCUGAUGGAUCCCUGAGCGCAGGAAAAGCAAGUUUUGAAAAAUUUCCGAGUCCCGAGAAAAUAUCUGAAGACAGUAAAAAUAGUGCAGCAUCGAAAGAAGGAUAUAAGUCUAGUUCCUCUCCAUCUUUUGGACUGGAGAAGGCUGUACCAAAUCAAAAAUGCUCUCUCAAAUCGUCAAGUCCAGCACGGUCUCCCAGUCCUAAUUCACGUUUAUCGAGAUCUCGGAGCCCUACUCCUAGUUACAGUUUUACUAUUUCCCCACGACAUCACCAAACUAGAAGCAAAGACAGUAGCGCAAGUCAAACGAAUGAGUUCAGCGUCGCUCAGCCUGAAAUAUUAGACAAAUCCUCAAGCUACCACCUGAAUAUACCCAGUGCAUUCCAAUUAAAUUUAGAAAAGAAAAUGUCUGACCCAUCGCGAUCUCUAAGUCGAAGUCCUUCUCCUUCACCGGCCAGAGGUAGAACACCUGAGAAUAUCAAUUAUUCUAGUCUCAACGAUCCGAAUCAACCAAGUGCAGGUCGGCUUCUGUCUCUAGCAAAAUCCACGAGUUUCGUGUCCAAGAAAGCAGAAUACAUCGAGCCUGUCGUUAGUGUGCCGUUCAAAUCGACUCACCGCUUUUCGGAACAGUUUUCAGAUAGUGACAUUUCUAGGUCAGAAACCUCCGUGCCUAAGAUUCGAUUGGCAACUUAUCCGUCCGAUAGCGAGGAGCCUUAUCGGAAGGAUACGAAAGGCUGCUCUUCUGAAAGGGUACCCGAGAAACCAAUAAAGACUUCGGAGUCGGACUCUCUUAGUUUUAAUGGUCCACCAUCAUCAACAUCCCAGUCCCCUUUUCCUCAAGAAGAAUGUGCCAGUAAACCCCCGGUGCACCCUGCCAGCCCUAUUGUCGGAAUCAGGGUUUCCAGUAAAGAAAGAAUGGAAAGUUUGAGGUACGCGAUGAUGAGAUCAGAAACGCCCGCGAUGGCAUUCAAAAAUAAAUCUUUCGAAAGUUCCUCCGAAGACAUCUCCGACCUCACUUUUGACUUCUCAGGGAAGCACUACGUCAUCAACGAAUUCACCGAAAAUCACAUUCCAAAUGCCCGUAAGCCUCUCGAAAGUAUUAAUAACGAGAAACCGAAGGAAGGUGACUCGUUCAGUCAGACAGAAGGAAUGGGUCAAGCUCAGUCGCAAAAAAUCAGGAAAUUCGAUUCAGGAGAGCGAGAUUGGUGGGCGCGCGAUGACACCCAAAGCGAGUCAUUCCGGCACAGUUCUCGACAUGACUCAACGGAGCCGCCCAACGAUUCGAGCAAAGAGUUUUCAUACCACGGAGCACAAUCAGAGAGUAUGAGUCCCGACGGCACCAAGUACCCUUCGCAACAUCACAUCCGCAAGUUCGAUUCGGGAGAGCGCGAUUGGUGGGCGCAAAAUGAACCAGGCCGGGAUGCUCCGAGCGAGUCUCCUCAAAACGAUAUCCAGCACGACUCAUCGAACGACUCGAGUGGAGAGUUCUCAAAUCACGAGGCGCAAUCGAGAAGCGUCAGUCCUGACUACCCGAAACAGAGCUCCCAGCAUCAUAUCCGCAAGUUCGACUCGGGAGAACGAGAGUGGUGGUUGGAAGACGAGAGAAACUCCGGAAGUGUGGAGGGCGCGUUGGACGAGGACGAGGCUGUCGAAAACGAGGAGGAGGAAGUAGACUUUUGGGCGGAGUUGGCCGCCGAGAACGAGAAACACGAAUUGGAACUGCAACACGCCUAUCAAUUGCGAAACAUGGACGUGGAUUCCUCAUCUUGGUGGAUCGAAGAAAAGACGAAGGACGGUGAUAGGGACAAUCAACCAUCCUCGGGAAUCUCCAGGAGAACACCCGAAGAAGAUGAGGCGAACGCGGAUGAAUAUUACGACGCCGAGGCGGAUAACUCAGCUCAUGAACGAAACGAAGAGAUCUAUAGCUAUUCGAUACGAAAAUUCGACUCGGGCGAAACUCCGUGGUUCGCGGAGCAGGAGAACGACGACCAAACGGACAAGAGACCCGGCUCCGAUAGUUGUCAGGAUCAGAACCAAGUGGAGAGCGGGAUCUGGUCGAUGGAAACGUUCGACUCGACGAGCAACAGACCGUCGGAACAAUUCUUGAUCAGAACCGGUUCGGGGCAUACCCUAUGGUACGCCGCGGACAAAUCCGAGCCCCCCGUGGAACUGGCCAACAACGAGAGGUUCUUCAAGAUCGGCGAGGGGGAGCGAAUGUGUUGGAUCGACGACAACACGCUGUCGCACACCUAUUCCGGUUCGGCGACGGAACAGCCCUGGUUCCCGGAUAAAACUCUGUCGGAGGAUCAGGUCGAGGGUCCGUACAAGAUAAAGAGAAUCGAAUCGGGCGAGAAGCCGUGGUGGUUGGACGAGGAUGAGAAGACCGACGCGGGGUUCGACGACACCUUGUGCAGCCAUUUCCGAGGCUCCGAGUCCCGGUCGGAGAAUAACGUUACGCGAGCUGAUCUCUCGUCGAAAGCGAGCGACGGAGAGGAGGACCUGGAACCCUUCAGUCGAGUCGUCAGGAGAGUCCCCAACCCCACACUUUUCAUCAGUGAGCUAACCAACAUCGACCAACUACUCGGAGAUGAGCUGUCCUUCUCCAACCAAUGUCUCGAGCCAACGUUCGCUAAAAUCAAAGACGAUGGUCCGGCUAGCGAGGACGAAGAUGAAAUAGAGGAAGUUUCUGCUGAUCAAGUUAAAAUCCACGACAAUACCCCGCAAACUUAUAUCAUAGAACCCUUCAAAGGCAUUCUCAAGUUGGAUGACGCGGCGCUGCAGUUGUACAAAGACGGAGACUACAGCUCUUAUUUAGAUUUAGAUGCAACUAUUUCGGAACAGCAAGAAGAAUUUGAAGGCUUUCAGUCAAACCGGAAAAAUUCAAUAGUUUUGCGAACUCAGUUGUCAGUUCGGGUUCACACCAUCAUAGAAAAACUUCUCAAUUCCGAGGGCUCAGAACUUAGGAGAGCUCUGUUCUGUUUGAAGCAAAUAUUUCAAGAAGACAAAGAUUUAGUUCAUGAAUUUGUACAGAAUGAUGGUUUAUCGUGCCUCAUUAAAGUUGGCUCGGAUGCAAAUCAAAAUUAUCAGAAUUACAUUCUUAGAGCCUUAGGUCAAGUCAUGCUGUAUGUAGAUGGAAUGAAUGGAGUCAUAGAACACAACGAGACGAUUCAAUGGCUUUACUGUCUAGUAUCUUCAAAGUUCCGUCUCGUUGUCAAGACAGCUCUCAAACUUCUUCUUGUUUUUGUAGAAUAUGUAGAAUCCAACUGCCUCUUACUCAUUCAAGCUAUUCAUACAGUUGAUAAAUCCAGAGGAUCGCUGCCAUGGAGUAAUAUCAUGAAAUUGUUAAAUGAGUAUGAUGUUACUGACACAGAAUUGUUGAUUUAUGCCAUGACAUUAAUCAAUAAAACCCUUAAUCGAGUUCCUGAUCUGGAUAUGUACUAUGACCAAGUAGACGAAAUAGAAAAACAAGGCAUCCAAGAAAUUGUGCAAAGGUAUAUGUCAAGACCUGGGACAGAUCUAGACUUUCUUCAUCAGCUGCAAUCUUAUGAAGCUGUCUUGAAUCAUGAAGAUGGAGGAGACAAAACAAUACCUCUGAAGCAGUUGGACGAUAAUGUUAGGACUACCCGUUUUAGCAAUGCUUCCAUGAUCAGUGAUAUAGAAAGGAGGCGAUCCAGGAGGCAUUCUACAGGAACGGUUCCUUUAAGUUUGUCAGUUUCUCCUUACAAUAAAGCAAAUGAAGACUACCAUCUGAAACAGGCAGCAGAGGAUGGUGUCGGCGUUACACCAGCUCUAAGGAGAAGACUUGAAAGGGGCGAUCGACAAAAACUAUUAAUUCCUCAGGAAGAACUUUGCAAAUCCUCCACAGAAAACUAUUCUAGUGAUGAUGGAGGCAUGAAAAAUGGAUUAAAGUCUGAACUUAGCAAUGGCGAUUUGAAAUAUUAUAAUGGAGAAACUGAAUCAUGUUUGCCGAGAGAAAACACAGUCAAGGAUUUGACACAAAGACUUGCAACUCUAAAUAGUCCGAAUGAGGAGAGUCCUACUAAACUAACACCGCCUCCUCGUGUGGGUGAAAUGAAAGGGAUCAUUUCAAAAGCUAUAGAAGGUUUGGCGAAAUCGCAGUCAAAAUCGGAAUUGAAAAGUCCCACGAACGAAACUCCACCCAUGAGAAUUCCUGAAGUUAAGAAGAGUGAAACUGAACUUCAUUGGGAAGAACUCCUGGCAUCCACAACAAGAGCUUUGCAACUUUGUGAUUUGGAUUUUACCGACCUCGGAAGUGAUGAUGAGAAGAAUAUACUCGCUCCCACCUCAGUGGCUAACGGAAUACCGCCACCUCCCCCACCUUGCGUGCUCCCACCACCCGCACCUGCAGCGCCUCUACAGUCGCUGACCAAAACAAAGAAAACUGUCAAGUUAUUCUGGAAGGAAGUAUGUGAGGAUCCAAUAGUCAUGGCUAAAAUGAACUCUAGUCUAAUUUGGGAUGAACUGACUCCUGUCCCAGUAGAUACUCAAAAGUUAGAACAUUUAUUUGAAUCUCGCACCAAAGAUCUCAUUACAAAGGAGAAACAACAUGAACUUAAUAAAAACAAAGAAAUCAUAGUUCUGGAUCCGAAACGAUCAAAUGCAAUCAACAUUGGAAUGACUAAAUUACCUCCUCCUAGAGCAAUCAAAACAGCUAUUCUAAAAAUGGACGCAACUGUGAUGAAUAGAGAGGGUAUAGAGAAAUUACUCACCAUGUUACCGAGUGAAGAAGAAAGAACUAAAAUACAAGAAGCACAAACCGCUAAUCCUGAAUUGCCUUUGGGAAGUGCAGAACAGUUCCUAUUGACCCUAGCCUCAAUUAUUGAACUCCCAGCUAGGCUUAAACUGUGGGCAUUUAAAUUAGAUUAUGAAAACAGUGAAAAAGAAAUUGCUGAGCCUUUAAUGGAUCUAAAACAAGGCAUGGAGUUAUUAAAAGCAAAUAAAACAUUUAGAGCCAUUCUAGCCACUUUAUUGUCCAUAGGCAUUUUUCUUAAUGGAAAUGAGGUUAAAGGUUUCCAAAUAGAGUAUUUAGCCAAAGUUCCUGAAGUUAAAGACACUGUUCACAAACACUCCUUACUUCAUCACCUGUGUCACAUGGUUAUGAGCAAAUUUCCACAGUCUACUGAUCUCUAUUCAGAGAUUGGUGCUGUAACCAGAGCAUCAAAAGUUGAUUUUGAUGAGUUGGCUCUCUCAAUUCAUAGGAUGGAGCAGGAAUGUAAAGCUUCCUUCGACCACCUAAAAGUUAUCGUCAAGCAUGAUGGUAGCAAUGCAAUGAAGGGAAAGAUGUCAGAUUUUCUUGCAGACUGUGCGGAGCGCAUUAUUGUCUUAUGUAAAGUUCAUCGCAGAGUGAUCAACCGGUACCAUAAAUUUUGCUUAUGGCUUGGCAUUCCCCUUCAUCGAGUUUGUUUAACGAAACCAAAUGAACUGUGCAGGAUUAUCUCCGAGUUUGCACUUGAAUACAGGACAACUCGUGAGCGUGUGCUUCAGCAACUGGAGAAGAAAGCAAAUCAUCGAGAGAGAAAUAAGACUCGAGGAAAAAUGAUCACAGAGAUUGGCAAAGUGGACACAAAAGAGGAUCGUGCAGAUGCAGAGCUAAGGCAACUCCUAGGAAAUGAAUCAAUUGAUAGGCCCAAUUCAGCAUCUCCUCUCCACGGAUCUUUACCUUGGAGACGACAAAAGAAAAACUCAAAUGGAAAGGGAUCGCCGGACCAACGCAAAAAUGGGCACCUUACUGAUGGAGAUGAUGAGCUUCUAGAAACUCUUGUCAAAACAGCAACAAAAAUUCCAGCCACUCGAUCUGCUCCAAGAGAGCGCAAGAGAAUUCGAAACGCGGAUCGAAAAUCCUUCAGGCAAAGGACGUUGAGGAACGGGCUAAGUGAAGAGGACAAAAAGUAUCUCGCAUCGUACAUCGAAAGCUUCUAGACUGCACCCUCCUGUUUAAUUUGAAGCAUUGAUUCUUCACAAGUUGUUUCAAAAAUACAUGUAUGAAAAACUGUACUGUUGCAUUUUCAGAAUUGAAUUUUUAUUUCUAUUUAAUUUCCGUACCUUUUGACAUUUUCUGUCAAUACUUUUUUUAUACUUUGUCUGUAAACCCUGAUUUUUUUAAUUUUUCAUUCCGUAAAAAUCGUAUACAAGUAUUCUCAAGCACCAAGUCCUAUUUCAAUCCUUUGUAUUUUAAAUGAUGAGUAAUUCUUAUUAAUUGUUCAAUCUCUUGAAAAACUACUAUCUGUUUCAGAAAUAAGUAUUCUGCACUGUUGUUUGUUAUUAUUUUUUUCCUAUUGUUUUCAUUCUUUGUUAAUUACUUUUGUUAGAAUCUGUAGCUUCCAGUUACUAACUGCGUAUUAUGAAGUUUCUCUAGUUUAGUUUCCAAAUCAUCAUCGCUCAUUGAAAAUGCCCGGAAUUGGCUCAGAGAAGCAAUCCUUAGUGUCUCUUUUUCCCCUGGUUAUUUUUAUAACAAUGGUCUGCAAGUCCGCAGAGCCAAUGUUGAGUGUCAUUUCUAUUUUGAGUUUUCUUAAAAUUCUCACACUAACCAAUGGAAUGGUAUCCAUGAUGUUUUUGGAGAAAAAUUUUACAGUCCUAUCAAGGGUCAAUGUUAGCAUUGGUUUUAUUCACAUAUUUUCUCAUCAGGCUGGUUAAUCAAAAAUUUACUUUCAAAAUGAUGUUUGUGGAAAUUAAAGUGACCUGCCCUGCACUCCUAUCAAGGUUAUAAUUUCAAAUUAAGUCAAUUAACUUUGUAGAUAGUAAACGAGAAAAAGAGCCCUAUUCCUUUGUAGUUUUUGUCAUCCAUAAAUAUGGCAGUGAAGUUCCAGUCAAGUUCCUAUUAGCCUUUGAUAUGUACGUAUGAGGAAACAGAAAAAAUCAAUCUGCAUAUUCUGAGGAAUGAAAUUUUUUUAAACAAAUCUUUAAACCUGUAACCUAAUGAGCUAAAUGAGGUUUUUUUUGAAACCUUAAAGGUUACUUCACAAAGAAGCUGUAUCUAGUCAGCUUUUUCUGUUUCCACUUACUUUCUCAAGACAAAUAUCAAGACUUUCAGAACCAUCCCGUUCUUUCACAUUGUCAAAUUAAUCUACAGUAAAAACAGGAAGCAAAAUUUUGGAAGCCUACUAGACAUUCUUUCUCCUUAAUUGUUCUCUCAGUCAAGCACAUUAAAUUUAAGUCUUAAUUAUUUCCCCUUCUUUUACUUAUUUAAUGACUGUAAAAGUUUUAGUGAAAUUUACUACUUUUCCUAAUCUUUCUUUUAAUAAAUUGUGAUGUCUUGUAUGUAAGUUGAAUACCCUUGUGAUUUUUUUAUUACGCACCGGUGUGAGGUCAUAAAUAUACCAAGUCAUUAACCUUAAA